AUGAAAAACACAAUUAGAGAUAAUCCAAGGACUAGGGCUGUGGAUAUUCGUAAGAAGAUAUCAAGAAAGUGGAACGUGAAUGUGAGUAAGUCAGUGUCACGUAGGGCAAGGGCAUUGGCCAAUGAGGAAGUUGAAGGUUCUUUUAAAGAACAAUUUAAAAGAAUAUAUGAUUAUGCCCAUGAAAUUCUGAGAUCUAAUCCGGGAUCAACUGCAAAGGUUAAAGUGGAUACAAUUGAAGGGAAAACAUACUUUAUGAGAUUUUAUAUGUGUCUUAAAGCCUGCAAGGAUAGUUUUUUUUGUUGUCGACCUAUUAUUGGUUUGGAUGGGUGUUUUCUCAAAGGGAGAUAUGGAGUUGAUGAUCUUGGUGGUCCCAAUAUAUGUUCUUCCAUCACUUUCAUGUCAGACCAGCAAAAGGGUUUGUUGCCUGCUAUACAAGACAUUUUGCCAGGAGCUGAUCAGAGAUUUUGCAUGCGUCACUUAUAUGCAAACUUUAGGAAAAAAUUCCCAGGAAAAAAUCUGAAAAAUCUGAUGUGGCAGGCUGCAGUCAGUACUUAUCCACAACAAUGGGAAACAACUAUGCGGAUGAUUAAAGAAGUUAACUUGGACGCAUUCAAGCAUCUAAUAGCCAUACCCCCUAGGUAUUGGUCUAGGUCCAGGUUCAACCCAAGACCUAUGUCUGAUACAUUAGUGAAUAAUAUGAGUGAGGCUUUCAACAGUGUAAUUGUAGAGGCGAGGAGCAAGCCUAUCAUAAGUAUGAUGGAACAAAUUAGAGGUUACUUGAUGGAUAGAUGGGCCACAAACAGAUCAAAGGUGACUGCUGCAGAAGGGCCAAUCUGCCCGAAAAUUAAAUCAAGAAUGAAACAGGAAUCUAAAGAAACCAAAAACUGGUUACCAAGGUGGUCUGCAGAAAAUUUUUUUGAGGUUAGGCACACAUUCAAUGGGGAAAAAUAUGUUGUCAACCUAGAUACCAGGGACUGCAGCUGUAGGAAAUGGAGUAUCACAGGGCUCCCUUGCUGUCACUCAUUGGCUGCAAUGAAAUUCCUGAAUUUGGAUGAAGAAGACUUCAUACCUUUAUGCUUCAAGAUGUCAACAUAUAAGGAGACUUACCAGCCAAUAAUAUACCCAACCAAUGGACAACACCAGUGGGAUGUCACAGAAUAUCCAGAUGUUUUACCUCCACCAAAAAGAAUCCUACCAGGCAGGCCAAAGAAGAAAAGACGUCUAGAAGCUUGGGAGUUAAAGAAGAAAGAUAAAAAGGUUAUAUCUGUGAAUAGAUCAGGUGUAAGAAAAAAAUGUGGCAUAUGUAUGCAAAUUGGCCACUUCAGAAAAACUUGCCCCCUACGGCCUAAAGAAUAUGGACCUGAACCUGCACCACAUUCUGCACCAAAAUCUGCUACUGCACCUACACCAGAUUCUGCACCAGAAUCUGCUACUGCACCUACACCAGCUUCUGUACCUACACCAGCUUCUGUACCAGACUCUGCACCUGCAACUACACCAGAAUUUGUAACACACCCUGCAUCUGCAUCUGAAUUACCUGCACCUGCAUCUGCAACACAGCCUGCACCUGCAACCGCAUCACAGUCUGCAACACAGAAUGGACCUCCACCACCUUCUACAACACAUGAACAAGCAACACAGAUAACUCAUGGAACAGAAUCAUCCCAACCAGUCCACCAAAAUCUCAUUCCUCAACCAACACGUGGUAGACCUUUUUCAAGGCAAAAACUCCAGCAUAGGAGAGGCGUUGUAUGGAAACCAUGA
Messenger RNA from Vigna unguiculata (cowpea), 1764 nucleotides. RefSeq lists its product as uncharacterized. The record is from RefSeq and is a predicted model, not a curated record. Lineage: Eukaryota; Viridiplantae; Streptophyta; Magnoliopsida; Fabales; Fabaceae. Gene Ontology annotation, molecular function: zinc ion binding.